UUCUAAAAAACAAAAAGGUGCUCAAAGAACUGUACCUAUUAAAAAAAAAACAAAAACAACAGCUACUUCAUCAAGUUAUGCUGAAGGUUCAAAUUCUGGAUUUUUAAAAGAAGAAAGAGAAUUUGUUUUAAAGGAAAAAGAAAUAGAAAUUUCUAUUAAAGAAAGAAAAGCUGCACUUGAAAUAAAGAAACAAGAAUCAUUGAUAGCAAUUGAAAGCAAAAGAUUAAAAAAUGAAAGAAUUAGAUUGGAAUUGCUUGCUAAAGAAAUUGAAUUAAAAGAAAAGCAAAAAAAAUUAGAUUCUAAUUAG
Molecule: messenger RNA, 307 nt
Organism: Dentiscutata erythropus
Lineage: Eukaryota; Fungi; Glomeromycota; Glomeromycetes; Diversisporales; Gigasporaceae
Source: the annotation of a GenBank genome assembly